UGGACACAUUAACAGCCCCUACUCCGGCUCUGGACAUCCGGCGUGCUUCUACGCCGGCGGUUUGCUGGACGAGUUCCUCAGGUUCCUGCGACUGGCCCGCCAUUCGCCAACCGACUUGGGGGUAGCGAUGCUUAACCCAAGUGAUGAGAACGAAGUCGCGAAUCUGUAUGCUCUGUGCUCAAUGUUCACGAACCACUUCAAGAAAAGAACUGAGAAAUUCAAAAGCGAUUAUUCCAUCUCUGAGGCAAGUGUCAUUGACCUGUGCCAUGGCUUCAUGAAGUUGGAACACAGGAUGAACCCACAUGAACAGGCGGUGACGGCCAAUGGAACGGAAUGCCACGUCAAGGCUCACUAUGGGAUGCCUUACACGUGGUUGAAUUGCCUGCCUUCAUCUCAUGCUCAACCUAAUCAGAGGAGCGAAGAGCCGAGGCCGAUAUAUCUGCGCAUGCGCCAACCAAUCAAUGGCAGGAACCAUUUCUUCCUGGAGAAAGUUCACCACGGAAAAGAACUGCUACUUCGGAAAGGACCCUAUAUAUUAAUAUUAAAAUACAUUGUACCCUCUGUUUACAACGCGUUUCAUCAGAAAUAUGGCUAUUUAUUUUUUUAUGGAAUCAUGGAUCGGUCUGAAGGCCACUUCAAUUUCGACAUGAAAAAAUCUUCAACCGUUCAGCUUUUCGAUUAUUUUAAUCUGGAAUUCUUUACUUCACAUAACGAAACUAAUUCUUCUGACUGCGUAGUUAAUGUUCCAGAAUCUUCUAACAUAGACCUGAAUAUUGACAUGGAACUUCACUCACCGUUAAGAAUGGCACCAAUAAGAUUUUCUGAUAACUCUCUAGCAUAUAUUUCGACGUCCCGUGUAGACGUUAACGGUUAUCGCCGGAUCAACUUCAGGUGAAUCAUGGAACCAAAUUCCUUUUCAAAAUUUCUAUAAAUUGCUCCCCGUCUCUUGCAAACGGCCGAACUUCUACGUUUCAACAUUUUACAAGCUCUAGCAAAAAUGAUUAAUACACAAGAUGGCUGUCUUCUAGGUUGUUGCAGGUCACACGUGUGAUACUCAACUUUGUCGUUAAUACUUUCGUCUGUUCUUCCAUGCCGGGCCAUCCUUACUGCGGGAACAGCCGCACUAGGUCCCACACAUCGACAAUACGAUGUGUGGAAGACGUCUUGCACGGCGUCGUCUUAAUCGCCCAAGAAGUAAAAUUGUAACUCAGAAAUAAAAAAAUUGCACAGUCGAGAA
This is a messenger RNA of Zootermopsis nevadensis, 1237 nucleotides long. The record is from RefSeq and is a predicted model, not a curated record. Lineage: Eukaryota; Metazoa; Arthropoda; Insecta; Blattodea; Termopsidae.